AGCAUCUCUGCAGUCCACCGCUCAGCUGUCACACUCAGCUGCCCGGCGCCUCCAGCUCACAGGAAACUUCACAAUCGUAUAUACCACAUACUUGCACACACAAAGUGUAAACAGCGUGUGAUAGAUAGGUCGUUCCACCCUGCCUCGUCUGUUUGCGUGUUGAUCCCUUCAGCAGGCCCUGCUUCUCCUGUCCACAGCGUCCGUGAUGAGUUACUACAUGGAUCCAGUUUCUUCCUACCCGGCCCUUCACCCCUGUGACCGUCUGGGCGCAAUGAGGCAGAGUGGAGGGGUUGCAGUGGGCCCUCAGACCCAGCUCCCAGGUGUGGUUCACCCUCAGCAACAGUAUUACCCAUCACAGCCCCUUUACCCCCAGGAUAUACCGCUGCAGGAGGUACCCAAUGGACAUGACAUGUGCCCUACAGAUCCAGAGUGUGGAGAUGUCCCCCUACUAACUCCUGGAAGUAAAGAGAUGAUGUCCCAGGCUCUGAAGGCCACCUUCAGUGGCUUCACCAAGGAGCAGCAGCGGCUGGGUAUUCCCAAAGAUCCCAGACAGUGGACAGAGAACAAUGUAGCUGAGUGGCUAACGUGGACAGUGAACGAGUUCAGUCUGAAGAAUGUUGACUUUGACAAAUUCUGCAUGAAUGGAGCCACCCUGUGUGCGAUGGGGAAGGAACGCUUCCUGGACUUAGCACCUGACUUUGUGGGUGACAUCCUUUGGGAACAUUUAGAAAUGCUUCAAAAAGAGGAUACAAAGCAUUACCCCAUCAAUGGACUGACCUCCAACUUCCAGGAAUCCCGUUAUACCUCAGACUACUUUGUCAGCUAUGGUGUUGAGCAUGCUCAGUGUGUCCCUCCUUCUGAAUACUCAGAGCCCGGCUUCAUCACAGAGUCCUACCAGACGCUUCAUCCCAUCAGCUCAGAAGAAUUGCUGACGCUCAAAUAUGAGAGUGAAUACCCUGCUGUCAUCCUACGGGACACACCCCUCAACCCCCUGCAAGCGGACUACUUCUCUGUCAAGCAGGAGGUGGUAUCCCCUGACAACAUGUGUGUGGGACGCCUCAGCAGAGGUAAGCUCGGCGGCCAGGACUCCUUUGAGAGCAUUGAGAGCUUUGAGAGCUGUGACCGGUUGACCCAGUCAUGGAGCAGCCAGUCUUCAUUCAGCAGCCUGCAGCGGGUACCUUCAUAUGACAGUUUUGACUCAGAAGACUACCCCACCGCCUUGCACGGCCACAAGCCUAAGGGCACCUUCAAAGACUAUGUGAGGGAGCGCUCAGACCUCAGCAAGGAUAAACCUGUCAUCCCAGCUGCAGCACUGGCAGGAUACACAGGCAGCGGCCCCAUCCAGCUGUGGCAGUUUCUCCUGGAGCUGCUGACCGACAAGUCUUGCCAGUCCUUCAUCAGCUGGACAGGCGACGGCUGGGAGUUCAAGCUUUCUGACCCAGAUGAGGUUGCUCGGAGGUGGGGCAAGAGGAAAAACAAGCCCAAGAUGAACUAUGAGAAGCUGAGCCGUGGCCUGCGCUACUACUAUGACAAGAAUAUCAUCCACAAGACAUCAGGGAAACGCUAUGUCUACCGCUUUGUCUGUGACUUAAAAAGCCUGCUGGGGUACACUCCUGAGGAGCUGCAUGCAAUGUUGGACGUUAAGCCUGAUACGGACGAGUGAAAGCAAAGAUGAAAAAGAAGGUGAAGACAAAAGUUAAGAAGCCACGUGGACUGGGGCUCAUAAAGUGGUCUUAACUGUUUGAUAGAGUCGGUAAACCAUUUUUUUGGGGACCAAAAAUGUUUUUAAUGACUAACUGUGGUCUUUGUCAUCUUUGAAGCUCUUGUCUCUCAGACCAUGUUUUAAAAGAAGGCACAAGCCAAAAGCCUGUAUUCAUACCCUGUUGCAUUUGAGAUGUGUGUGGGCAUGUGUGUGUGUGAGCGUGCGCAUGUGUGUGUGAGCGUGCGUAUGUGUGAUAUAUACCGGUAUUAUUUAGCAGCUCGAGGCAGAUGGAGUGCUAUCAGGUAGAGUUCAGGUUCCAUUCUGCCUAAGUAGCACAGUGGUGAGACAAGAGGAGACAGAAAGUCAAGAGAGAGGAAGAGAAAAUAAAAUGAUUGUCGGGGUAAACGGUGGGGUAAGCGUGGAAAGUUCCCUCUAAGAAAAUGGUUGCCAAAAUGUAAAAACUGAACUGAGGAAGGUAUAAUGUCAUAUUUACAUACUGUACAUGCUCACUGUUUCUCUUUUGCAAGGAAAGAGUUUUCAGCUUGGACCAAAAAGCGUCAUUUAUAGUCUGUUGUUUGAGGAGCGUAUGCUUGUGCCAGUAUUAUAUUAUUGAUGUUGAAAACACCCAAUGUAAACCUACCAGGCAUAUAUUGGAAAGAGUAUUUUUCUUAUGUUGUCAAUGAAGGUAUUACAGUGGAACCAAACAUUAGAUGCCAAGUUUAAUUGUUCUGUUAUCUAGGAAGCCUUAAACUGAAAUGUACUGAUUCGUUAUCAGACAACACUAUAGACUCUGGCCCUGUGCUUAUAUGGUGUGAGGACCCACUGAGAUCACUCAUACCAAGAGUAUCUGAUAGACAGACAACUGAAAGUAGCCGUUGCUUUUGAAACUGACGCUUUCACCUUUACGUACAUGUUUGCCACCUUGUUAGAGACACACAUAUUGUGACUGAAACUUAUGCAUUUUUGCAUAUACCACCAGUAUUAGCAAACUGUAGACAAUCUUUGUGGGGAAAUUCAGGAGUCCUUGGUAAGAGUUGUUUAAUGUGCAGAUUAGAAGUAUAAUUUGUCAAUUCACUGUCCAUGUUAGCGUUGCUUUAGAAGUGUUUGAAUAGUCUUCUGUCUGUCUGUCUGUACAAUAAAAUCACAAGUGAAGUAAUUGAGGGAGGGAUUUUUACCAAAUCCUAAGAAUGUCAGAGAGUUUUUCUUUUUUUUUUUCAUCACGCAGUAGACGAUGGAUGCAGUAUUUUGUGAAGGUACAGUGCAGGAAAAAGGGAAAGGCAAUAGAAAAAUGUUGACUUCAGAGAGAGAUUCGGAAGCUGUAUGUGACAGAUGGAAGUAACUGAAAGAAAAUGUUGAUGCUGCAAGUGAGGAUCGCUUGUGAGAUCUGACAGAGAAUGACUGACAGAAAUGAUUCAAGCUGGCACUGUUUGGAGGUUUGCAUUAUGUGUUGUGUACUGAGGACUUUGUUUGCCACUGCCAUCGAGGUUUGUUCCAGCUCUCAGCUGAAACACCAUCACAAAUGGAGACCUAUUAGGACUAGUGGUAGUCAUUUAAUUUUUAUGUUUCUGUGUUGCCUAUCUAUGGACAAGAUCAUUUUCAGCUCAUAGUGAGUAACCUAUGUAUGAUUCCACCCUUAUAUGUGCAGUUUGCUCAGAAUACAUGCAUAAAGAUUCACUGGUUUUGUAUGAGCAAAUUGGCAGCAGUUUCCUCCCAACAGUGGGAACAGUGUCUGUACACUGGCCUUAUGGGAAAUGCCAAAGUCGAAUAUCAUCUUAGAAUACAAUGUUAUUGUUUACAGUGGCUGAAUGUUACCCAUAUGGAUGAAAAUAGCUUUUGAGAUGUCUAUUUGUACAGAUUGUAUUUCAUAAUGCUUUAUUGAGACCCAGAUUACACAAAUAAGCAAGAGACAAAGCAGGAAUAAUAACCAAAACCCAUGUGAGGUCUUUGGCCACGGUGCUUUGGGUAUCGUCCACAACGUUAGAAGACAGGGACCAGAAUUCUCUCACAUUCUUUGGAAAGUGUUGACUUUUCUUUUAUCUUUUGUUAAUACAUUGGAAGCACACAGCUUUAGGACAAAAAGAAACGCCUUUCGUUGAUAGGGGUUUCCCACUGAUUGUGAGAAGAGAUACUGUGUAUGUUCAUAAUGUUAAAUUGGUAACAAGCUUGUCAAUCAUCAUCAUCUAGCAGUGACUCGCAAACCCUCACCCAUGCUUUUCAUCCAACACAGAUAAUUGGAUCUUCAACAAAUUAAUUUGUCAUAAGCUGCACUGUACUUUCAUUCUUUUCUGCACAUUGAUGUCAUGGUUUCAAAACACUGUUAUUUGUAUUGUUCAGGUUCUUUUUUUUUUCUGAUGUCAGUGUUUUAUGUUAGAGAGAGCUUUACAGAUUUUUAAACAUACUUGUAAUGGUUGACAAUGCCCUGGAAAAAAAGUUUUUGUUCUCAACACAAGGUCACACAGUAGUGUCAGUACGGUUGGCUUCAAAAGAUCGACGCGCUAAGAGUAAACAUUCUGUUACCUAAAAUGUUAAUAUUUUGAAAAUUAUUUUGUCUAUUGUUAAAUGUCACAGAUCACAAUCUACUGCAGGAUUUAUGUAUUAAGGAACCUUUGUUGGGCAAGUGUAUACAGUACAUACCAAUAGUUUGUGGCAUAUGCAUAUCUCAGAAUGGAUUCAGAAGGAAAACCAUUUUUGUUUUAUGUUUUUUGUAUAUUUUAUAGUGUCUCUGUAUUUUUGUUAUGAGAUCAUUUUUAUUGUAUUUAGUUCACAAACAUUUGAAUAUUUUUCAAUAAUUUAUAUUUUAUAAAAGACAAGAGACGCAGACAGCUGGUGCUUUCAUGGGAAUUUAAAGGUAGCGCAGGACAAAAUAAUGUAGCGAUUAUUUUUUUUUUUUGUUGUUGUUUUUUUUAUUCUUUUUUUACAUAGAAAAUAGACCUGUCUGCUAGAGAAAAAAGGCUGAUGCUGGCCCAUCAAUGAUUUCUGCUGGAAAGGUUUUAUAAACUGUAGCUUCUAUUUCUAAAAUGUACUUAAUGUACUUCAAAAUGUUAUAAAAUAUAUGUGAACAAAGAUUUCAUAA
Messenger RNA from Thunnus maccoyii (southern bluefin tuna), 4775 nucleotides. RefSeq names its product v-ets avian erythroblastosis virus E26 oncogene homolog 1 (gene ets1). The transcript has 10 exons. Lineage: Eukaryota; Metazoa; Chordata; Actinopteri; Scombriformes; Scombridae. Gene Ontology annotation, biological process: regulation of transcription by RNA polymerase II; cell differentiation. The record is from RefSeq and is a predicted model, not a curated record. The coding region runs from base 206 to 1663 and encodes 485 amino acids. Gene Ontology annotation, cellular component: nucleus. Gene Ontology annotation, molecular function: DNA-binding transcription factor activity, RNA polymerase II-specific; sequence-specific DNA binding.